Messenger RNA from Opisthocomus hoazin, 3063 nucleotides. NCBI's taxonomy places the organism in Eukaryota, Metazoa, Chordata, Aves, Opisthocomiformes, Opisthocomidae. The record is from RefSeq and is a predicted model, not a curated record.
AUGCACCAGCUUUUCACACACAUGCUUUUUGGGGAUCACUGUCCGCCAGCAUCACUCUCCUGCUUCCAGAUGCCGCAGCGCAUCCCUUACCAUGAGGCCAUUGGGCAGGAAUUCAGACCGGCUGAAGUGGGAGACUCCUUCGGGCCCACGUGGGAGACGUGCUGGUUUAAGGUGGAGCUGAGCAUCCCCCCGGGCUGGGCAGGGCGGGAAGUGCACUUCGUGUGGGAGAGCGACGGGGAGGGCAUGGUGUGGCGAGAUGCCCAGCCUGUCCAGGGUUUGACUAAGGAAGGCGAGAAGACCAGCUACAUCCUGACGAGCAGCUUGAAAGAAACAGAGCCCCACAGUCUGACGCUGUAUGUGGAGCUGGCCUGCAACGGUCUCUUCGGAGCUGGCAAGGGCAGUAUGAUCGCCCCUCCGGACCCUGACAGGAGGUUCACCCUGAGCAAGGCUGAGCUGGUCGUCUUCAACAGGGAUGUCUAUGAACUGCUGGUGGAUCUGGAAAUACUGCUGGACAUGGCCCGGCUCCUCGGGGAGGAAAACCAGAGGAGUUUCCAGGCACUGUACGCUGCCAACCAGAUGGUCAACGCCUGUGACGUUAUGGACCCCUCCACCUUCCCUGCUGCCCGUGACCUGGCUGCGGCGAUCUUCAGCCAGAGGAACGGCGAGAGCCAGCACACCAUCCAUGCCGUGGGUCACUGCCACAUUGACUCUGCCUGGCUGUGGCCGUUCGAAGAGACCAUCCGUAAGUGUGCUCGGAGCUGGGUCACGGUGGUCCGUCUGAUGGAGCGCAAUCCGGAGCUCACCUUCGCCUGCUCCCAGGCGCAGCAGUUCGAGUGGGUGCGGAGUUGGUACCCCGGGCUCUACGCACAGAUUCGGGACUUCGUGGUGAAGGGGCAGUUCAUUCCUGUUGGAGGCACCUGGGUGGAAAUGGACGGGAACCUGCCCAGCGGGGAGUCCAUGGUGCGGCAGUUCCUCCAGGGACAGCGGUUCUUCCAGGAGCAGUUUGGCCGGAUCUGCUCAGAGUUCUGGCUGCCGGACACGUUUGGAUACUCGGCUCAGCUGCCCCAGCUAAUGCGUGGCUGUGGGAUCAGGCGGUUCCUCACGCAGAAGCUCAGCUGGAACCUGGUGAACACCUUCCCGCAUCACACCUUUUUCUGGGAAGGCAUUGAUGGUUCCCGAGUCCUGACCCAUUUCCCACCUGGCGAUUCCUAUGGGAUGCACGGGCAAGUGGAGGAGAUGCUGAAAACAGUGAAGAACAACAAGGACAAAGGACUUGUGAACCACAGCGCUCUCCUCUUUGGCUUUGGAGAUGGAGGCGGGGGCCCGACGCAGAAGAUGCUGGACAGGAUGAAGAGAAUGAGUGACACAGACGGGCUGCCAAGGGUUCAGAUCUCCACUCCUGACCAACUCUUUUCUGUGCUGGAGAAGGAGUCAUCACAGCUGCACACCUGGGUGGGAGAGCUCUUCCUCGAGCUGCACAACGGCACCUAUACCACCCAGGCACAGAUAAAGAAGGGGAAUCGGGAGUGUGAGCGAAUACUCCACGACAUUGAAGUGCUCAGCACCUGGGCUCUGGCGCGGGGCGGCACAUUCCAGUAUCCUGCCAGCCAGCUGCAGCGGCUCUGGAGGUUAUUGCUGCUCAACCAGUUCCAUGACGUUUUGCCAGGCAGCUGCAUCCAGCUCGUGGUUGAGGAUGCCCUGCAAUACUACACAGAGAUCCGCAGGGCUGGCAUUCAGCUGCAGGAGGAGGCUGUGCGGUCCUUAUGUGGGGAUCUGCUGCAGCCCAAGGCAGGGAGCGCCGAAAGCACCCUCGUGUUGAACACUCUGCCCUGGGAGCGGACUGAGGUCAUCUCAAGGACUGGGCCAUCCGGAACAGAGACUUUAGCUCUGGUGACAGUCCCCAGCAUGGGCUAUGCUGUCGUGAGGGAGCCGUCACUGCCACCUCAGCCUGUGGCAGUGAGGAAACAGGAGGAUGGCACCAUUGCCAUGGAGAACGGGGUGAUUGCAGUCCGUCUCGAUGUGGCGGGGCGCCUGACCUCGCUUCGCCUUGUACACUCUGAGAGAGAGUCAGUCCCAGACAGCUGCUACGCCAACCAGUUUGCACUCUUUGAUGAUGUUCCUCUGUACUGGGACGCCUGGGACGUGAUGGAUUAUCACUUGGAAACCAGGAAGCCAGUGACAACGCUGCUGAAGCCUCUGGAAAUCACCCUGGCUGGGGGCCUGCGGGGAAGUGCGAGCUUCUCCCUGCGGAUCGGGGAAAGCAGCACCUUAACCCAGGAGAUCAUCCUGGAUGCCAUGUGCCCGUACCUCCGCUUCCAGACCCAGGUUGAGUGGAAGGAGGCUCACAAGUUCCUCAAGGUGGAGUUCCCCGUGCAAGUCCGGAGCACCAACGCCACCUACGAGAUCCAGUUUGGACACCUGCAGCGGCCGACGCACUGGAACACGUCCUGGGACUGGGCCCGGUUCGAGGUGUGGGUCCACAAGUGGCUCGAUCUCUCCGAGCACGGCUUCGGGGUGGCACUGCUGAAUGACUGCAAAUACGGGGCAUCAGCCCAUGGGAACAUCCUCAGCCUCUCGCUGCUGAGAGCGCCCAAGUCCCCCGAUGCCACGGCAGACAUCGCCCACCACCAGUUCUCCUACGCCGUGAUGCCCCACCAGGGUUCCUUCCAGGACGCCCGUGUGAUCCAGUGUGCCUACAACUUGAAUUUCCCUCUGCACGCGGUGCCAUCCGGCUCUGCCCAGUGCCCAGCCUGGAGCGCCUUUGCUGUCAGCUCACGGGGUGUUGGAUCGGAUGCGCCCAUCUCGUUUCUCCGAACAAACGUUUGCACUGUCCCCCCAAAGGCUGAGGACAGACCUGAAGCUGUGGUGGUUCGGCUGUACGAGGCGCACGGCAGCACGGUGGACGCCUGGCUCCAGACCUCCCUCGCCGUGAAGGAGGCGAUGCUCUGCGACCUCCUGGAGCGUCCGGCUGCACGAGGCCGCCUGCUGCUGGAGCAGCGGGGCGUGAGGCUUUCCUUCACACCCUUCCGCCUGCUCUCCGUCCUCUUGGUCUUGAGGCAGUGA